GUGGCUUGUCUGCCAGAAUCAAUUUCUCCCUCGUUGAAACGGACUUUCACAAUCUUGAAUUAAAAUUUGUCUCGUAAUUUCACAAAUUAAUUUCACGACACCAAUUUCUUCUUAAAUUUCUCCCAGUUUCCGUUUUUUCCAAUCAUCCCAUCAUUAUGUCGGUCUGUACAGCAACAGUAACGUGUGAGGCUACUGUCGGCUCCCCCACUUCGUGGAAUAUCUCCAUUUUUGGUUUAAAUGAAUUACAAGCUAAGGAAAUGAGGAACUGCCGUCCGGAAUUCAAGAAACGUUCAAUGUCAGCGUCACCCGACAUUCUUGUUGUUGAAGGUAUGUCAGCUCUGGACGCCAACGUCGAGUUGCAAAAAUGCGUCAAUGCCACAUUUGAUGCCUUGGGAAACAGGCCGGAAGCGAUUUUGACAUUGGCUGCCAAAUAUAUCAACGCCUUGGAAAACCGUUUCAAGUAUUAUGUUUACAACACCACGGCCGAUUACAUCGAAGGAAAGAGCAAAUGGACCUUCACCCUGCAGAAUCAAGCGAAACCUUUGCCGGACGCGAGUACUGAAGCAGAAAUGAAAUCUGUUUCUGGUGGCAACAAUUGAUAAUCACUGGAAAAGUGCUGCUGUUCAUGAAUAUUUAAUUUGUCAGUCGCAUGUUUUUGCGCAAUUUCUUGUAUAAUUUGCUAUCUCAUUAAUUCUUUGGGGAGUAAGAUUAAAAUAAAAUGAAGCAUUUGAUUCUUUAA
Molecule: messenger RNA, 739 nt
Organism: Folsomia candida
Lineage: Eukaryota; Metazoa; Arthropoda; Collembola; Entomobryomorpha; Isotomidae
Exons: 3
Coding region: 156-599 (147 amino acids)
Source: RefSeq, a predicted model, not a curated record